AUGAAUUAGUAACAAUAUAAUGAAAUGUUUACAGCAUUCUAAACAAAUAAGAUUUUAGUAGAACAAUUCGAUAUAUACCUUAAGUAAAAAGUAUUAUUAUUGAUUUUUAUGAAGUGUGGUCAUUUUUAUGAUGAACAUUUGUUUUAAUAAUUAAUUGAAUUAUCUUUAAAUAAUGGAGUAAUAGAUUUAGAGUGUUUUAUUAAUUAAUACAAUGAAACAGUUGAUACUUUAUAAUAUCGUUCAGAAAUAUUAAAUAAUAAGAUCAAGGAAUUAAAAGUGUUAAAUCAAUAAUUGAGUGAUUAAUUAAAUUCAAAUGCACUUUAAUAGAACUCUUUAACAAUUUAAAUUAUGGAUUGUCAAAACAUUGAAAUAAGAGAUCCAAGUGUUUAUUUAUAAAUCUGUUGUGGAGCCAAAACACACAAAACUAGAAUAAUUAAAGGAGUGAGUCCAUAAUUUUAAGAGUAAUUUGAAUUCCCAAUAGACUCUGGUUGUUAGGAUAUCAUAAUAACACUUUUUGAUAGUGUAAUAUAUUGAAUUAAUUUUAGAUGAAUGAAAAUAUGAUUGGUUAUACUUAAUUUUUGAUUUCUGAAUUGAGAGAAUAAAAAUUAAAAGACAUUAGUGUAAAUUUAUAAAGAUAGGAUAAUAUGAAAAUUAAAACUAAAUUGCAUGUGAUUUUAAAAUUUAAUCAUUCAAAAGUAAGUUUCUUCUAAUUUAGGAAAGCCUAUACAAAUAAGAACAAUAAAAAUUAAAUCAUGAAAUAAAUUAAAACAAUAUAGAGAUGAAAGAAACAUAAUAAGCCUUGAAUUGUCUUGCAAAGGUUUUUAGUGGAGGAUGUAUCAAAAUAAGAUAAUUACCACCAAUUUUGGAAAUAAAAGAAUUUGAAUUAAAAUGUUUGGAUACUUUAAAUGAUGCAUUAUAAGAGAGAAUAUAAGAUUGGGUACCUUUAUUUUAUAAAUUAACUGGAUUAGUAGUUGCAUUAUCUGUAAUGAUUAGUUUAUAUAGAUGUUAAUUUAUGGAAGUAUUAAACAUUUUAUUAAUAUUAGUUAACAUUGUUAGCAAUUAUGAUGUAACUAUUAAUCCUUAGAGAUAUUAACCAAAAAUGGAUGAGAAUAUUCACAUAUCUAUUUGCUGUCUUAUUCCUUUAUGAUUUACUCUGGCUUUAUAUAUGUGGAGGAGUAAUAAUAAUCAAUUAUUUUAGAGCUACGGUAUAACUAAAGGAGAAUAACAUAUUAACAAAUUUGUGACAGCACUAAGUUAUAUUGAACUCUUAACUAAAAUUCCAUUUACUAUAGUUUUGUGGAAACAUUCAGUAGAGUUUGAAUAGUUUUUAUCAUAUUUUAUAUGA
Molecule: messenger RNA, 1345 nt
Organism: Paramecium pentaurelia
Lineage: Eukaryota; Ciliophora; Oligohymenophorea; Peniculida; Parameciidae
Source: the annotation of a GenBank genome assembly